Molecule: messenger RNA, 2641 nt
Organism: Linum trigynum
Lineage: Eukaryota; Viridiplantae; Streptophyta; Magnoliopsida; Malpighiales; Linaceae
Source: the annotation of a GenBank genome assembly
AUCGAUAAACUCAUAAGAGCUAUACUAGUUCCGGAUUCAGAGGAGGGCUGGUCCGUGGCCCGGGUGGCCACCCCUGGAUCCGCCACUGGGCUCCAACACUAUGCAUCAUGAAUGUUAGCAUAACGUGAAGCUUCAGCUGCUACCAAAUCCCCCGUCGCAUUAAGGAAUACAAAAGCAGCAGACAGCAGUCCCAAAAGUCUAUACUUUAAAGCCCACCCAUUAAUUAGACAAGUAGACAUCAUAUCUGAAGCCAAUACGGGCCGAGUUAGGCCCAGGCCUGGAGGAUAUCCAAAGAGAAACACGGGGUGGGCUGGACACGUGUUGCCAUGGCGGCGUAAGCAAUACAUAAUCCUGCCUGCCAGGAACUACAUCAUGAGAGAGAAGACCGGGCGUCGGAGAGGUAAUGACGUGGCAACCUGUUAUUGGUUCGCACACGUAACUCGCUCGCAGUCGCAGCUGAGGGUUUUUAGUUUUUCCACGUUUUUUUCCUCCUCAGCCGUCCCGCCCCGCCCCAUUUCCCCAAGGGAGAAAGGUUGCUCCGAUUUUGCCCACUGUGAUUCGAAGUGAACUGUGGAGAAGGUGACGAAAAAAGAAGAUGUUCCGGUCCCGAUCGCUGUCGCUGCCACUUCUCGCGGCGGUUUCAUUGCUUUUCUUCGCAUCCAAGCUCUGCUCUGCACUCUACAGUGCGUCCACUCCGGUAGUUCAGCUCACUCCUUCCAACUUCAAGUCCAAGGUUCUAAACUCCAAUGGAAUUGUUCUAGUUGAGUUCUACGCCCCUUGGUGUGGCCAUUGUCAAGCUCUUACCCCAGCGUGGGAAAAAGCUGCCACAGUCUUGAAAGGCGUGGCAACCGUGGCAGCUGUUAAUGCUGACGAACACAAGGGCCUUGCUCAGGAAUAUGGAAUUCAAGGUUUUCCGACAAUAAAAGUGUUUACUCCUGGCAAGCCACCUGUGAACUACCAAGGAGCUAGGGAGGCCAAACCAAUCGUGGAGUUUGGGCUCCAGCAGAUAAAGGCACUUCUCAAGGACCGGUUGAAUGGAAAAUCAACCAGUGGUUCUAGUGAAAAAUCUGAACCAAAUGCCUCAGUAGAGUUGAACGCCCGCAACUUUGAUGAGUUGGUGAUCAAAAGUAAAGACCUCUGGAUUGUAGAAUUUUUCGCUCCCUGGUGUGGACACUGUAAAAAGUUGGCUCCUGAGUGGAAGAAGGCAGCUAGUAAUUUGAAGGGGAAGGUGAAACUGGGUCAUGUUGACUGCGACUCAGAGAAGUCUUUCAUGAGCAGGUUCAAUAUUCAAGGAUUUCCAACAAUCAUGAUAUUUGGUGCUGACAAAGACAGCCCAAUGCCUUAUGAGGGUGCUAGAACAGCCUCAGCUAUUGAGUCAUUCGCGCUGGAGCAGCUGGAAACAAAUGUUGCUCCACCUGAAGUAACCGAGUUGACUGGCCCGGACGUCAUGGAGGAGAAGUGUGGUUCAGCAGCCAUCUGUUUCGUGUCAUUCUUGCCUGAUAUCUUGGACUCCAAGGCAGAAGGAAGGAACAAGUACCUCGACCAAUUGUUAUCAGUUGCAGAGAAGUUCAGAAGAAGCCCCUACAGUUAUGUCUGGGCUGCUGCUGGCAAGCAACCAAAUCUUGAGAACAGCGUUGGCGUAGGUGGAUAUGGGUACCCAGCUCUGGUUGCCUUGAAUGUGAAGAAAGGAGUAUACGCUCCGCUUAAAAGUGCCUAUGAGCUGGAACACAUCAGAGAUUUCGUUAAGGAAGCAGGGCGUGGUGGAAAAGGAAACCUGCCAUUGGAAGGCACACCAAAGAUCGUGAAGACCGAGCCAUGGGAUGGUAAAGAUGGGGAGAUCAUGGAAGAAGACGAGUUCUCACUCGAAGAGUUGAUGGGCGAGGACUCCGGGAGCAAAGACGAGUUGUGACCGCGAGUAGAUGAAUUGCAAAUCAGCAGUUUUGGUGAUCAAGACACAACCUAGUUUUUAGAGUGAAAGUUAGAAAUGAUGGCUGAUAUUGAUAUCUGCAACCAGUUCCAGCCAUUGAUUUUAAGGGCUAUAUAUCAAGAACGGUUUGUUGCAAGUGAUGGUUGUGUGGGACUUUCUGAUUGAAGUGGAAGUAUACUGUGGUCAGUAAAACUACGUCACCCCUCCAUUUUCACCUUUCAAUGCUGUUGAAUACUACUCUCUGUGGAAAACCUGCCUUGUCAUGCAUGCCUUGAUCCGGCACAAUCAAUUAAAGCCUUAAGAAACACACAUACUUAUUUGUCCUCCAAAUAAUAUAAAGAGGUUCUUGUUGAGAACCCCUUUAAUUCAAUUUUUGCCGGCUCUAGCGCAUCUUAUGGAGGGGUCUUUUGGUCGUUUCGUUUCCCUUUUUAACUCGUAUGUGCCGAUGAUGUUAUUUAUUUGCUUCUUUAACUGACCAAUGGCAUUGUGUAAUCUAGGGCUGGUAACCGGUACCGACUUGUAGCCGGUUAACCGGUUACCGAACCACCGGUUAUCGAUACUAAACCGGUAAUUACCGAAACGCCGAGUCAAGGGGAGCAAACCACAUUUCGGUUCGGUUAACCGGUAAGUAACCGGUAACCGAUUGUUGGCAGAAGGGUGCUGGGAGGCAGGCAGCAGCUCUCGGCCAUUUUUUAAAAAAAUUCAUUGUUUUUU